UAUGUAAUAAACAAUUGACAAGGGGUUUUAUCAAAGCAAAGUUUGUGUCAUUGAUAAUGGUAUAUAAUAAAACUAUAUUAUAGGUACUGGAUUUACAAAGAUGGGGUGGGCUGGAAAUACUGAACCAUAAUUUGAUAUUCCUACUGUUGUGGCAGAUCAUUAAGAAAAAGUAAUUUGAUAAAUUGAUAUUAGUAAAAAGUUCAAAUGAGCAAGAAUACAAAUGAAAAUUUAGAUUAUUACAUAGGAUAUGAAGCAUAUGACUAUACAAAGUCUCACAAUAUCUUUUAUCCAAUGAAGAGUGGUAUUGUAGAAAAUUGGGAUCUCAUGGAAAAGUUUUGGCAUAGAAGUAUAUUUGAUUACCUCAGAGCUGAACCAGAUGAAACAACCUUCAUUUUGACUGAACCACCUAUGGUAUAUAUGCAAUAAUGAUAUAUAGAAUCCUCCUGAAAAUAGAGAGAAUAUUGCAGAAAUCUUUUUUGAAACAUUCAAUGCAAAAGGAUUACAUAUUUCAGUUUAGGCUGUCUUAUCCCUUUUCUCUAGUGCCUUUGCUCCUGUUAAUGAUUUUUAAAAGACAGCAGGAUUAACAGGUAUGGUCUUAGAUUCAGGAGAUGGUGUAACACAUUGUAUACCUGUUUCAGAUGGUUAUGUUAUAGGAUCAUGUAUUAAACAUAUCCCUUUGGCAGGAAGAGAUAUAACUUAAUUUGUUUAAACUUUAUUAAAAGAAAGAGGAGAAAAUAUCCCUGCAGAAGAUAUCAAAAAAGUAGCUAGAGAAGUUAAAGAAAAAUAUGGAUAUUGUAUAAGUGAUGGAGAUUUAAUAAAGGAAUUUUAAGCUUAUGAUAGAGGAGAUAAAAACAAAUUCAAAACAUAUUAUGGAAAGAAUUCUGUUACCAAAGAAAAAUAUACAAUUGAUAUUGGUUAUGAAAGAUUCUUAGGACCUGAAAUGUUCUUUCAUCCUGAAUUCUUAGAUGGUAAAUGGAGAUCUCCUAUUGAUGAAAUAAUUGAUAAAUCAAUAUAAACAUCUCCUGUGGAUUGUAGAAAGAAAUUAUAUUAAAAUAUCAUUUUAUCAGGUGGAUCUACUUUGUUUGAUGGAUUUGCUCAAAGAUUAGAACAAUAAGUCUAACUUAGAAUUGAUUCCAGACUCUAAAAAUAUGAACAAAGAUCUGGAUUUAAAGUAUUAGCUUCUUCAUUAUAUUCAAGCCUGCACCAAUUAAAGUUAAUGUUUCAUAGAAUCCUUUCUAAAGAUAUGCUGUUUGGUAAGGAGGAAGUUUGAUGGCAUUAUAAGUAUAUAUAUUCAAUUCAUUCUAGCCACAAUUUGAGAAAGUCUAUCAUACUAGAUAAGAAUAUUUUGAAAGAGGUCCAUCAAUUGCAAGAUAUAAUGCUGUCUUUUAGCCAUAGUAUUGAAUGUAUGUUCACAUUAAAUAAGAAAAUUAAUAUAUAUAUAUAUAAAUGAGUACUGAUUCAUAUUAAUACAAACCUCAUGUCAUUAAUGUUUCUUAUACAGAAAUAUCACCUGACAUUCCAGAAUUCUUUACACAUAAAAGGCAUGUAUUUAUUAUGACAAAUACAGGAAGACCCAUAUAUGUUAGAUAUGGUAAUGAAAUAAAGGUAUUUAUUAAUUAUAAAAUAUCAAAAGUCUUCAAUAUUUUUAGCAACCAUUAAUGCAAUCUUUUAAAAGUUUCUUUUAUUCUUUUUUGAAGACAAAGAAAAAUAAACCUUAUUUAGGAUUUCACAUCAUAAAUGCAAUAUUUAUAUUCUACAAAGAAAUUAAAUCACUUAUAUUUGUUCAACAAGUUCUCUCUAAGUAUACACACUAGUUUAUGAUAGGAUUCUGAAUUCAUCAUUUAUUAAAUGUUGGAUUUUCUCAAUACAUAAUUGAUAUCCAUUGUAACAGAUUAAGCCAAUAUUCAUUUAACACAAAAACCUAAUUACGAUCUAGCAUUUUCUGUAGGAGGAUCCAGAAAUCUAUUAACUCUAGCUGUUAAAAAUGGAUUAUAUUCUCCCUGUAUAGCAUUUAAUUCAAUCUGCACUUUGCCUAUGACUGUCUCAUUGAGAUAAUUCAUUCAUAAUAAUCUAAAAGAAAUCAAAUUACCUAAUAUAAUAGCAUCUUUGUUAUUGACUGAAACCUUUGUAAUCGAUAUAUGUAGAUAAAAGAAUAUGGAAUUUAAGACAUCUGAUAUUUUGAUUAUAUAAAGUAUGAUAUAAGGAUAAGGUUAAUUGAAAAAAGGAGAAAAUUGGAUACCUAUAUGUUUACCAGGUUUAUCAGCAAUGGGAUUUGUUUAUGCUUACAUAUAUUUCUUUUAUUAAAAUAUAAUUGGGAUUGUAAUGAUUUCUGAUGAUAAUUCUUUAGAUAUGUUCACAAAAUGUAAAGAAGCAGCUUAAGUAUUAAUUUAGAAAUUCAAUUCAAAUAAUCUAUAAUAAACUCUAUCUUCAUGUCUUCAAAAUAAUCCAAAUACUCCAAAAUGUAUAGAUAAAUAACUUCAAAUAAAACAUUUCAUUGUAAAACAUAUUUAAGGAUAAGUAUACCUACCUGUGUUUUAAGCAUUUGGAAUAAAUAAUAAGAAUUUUAAGUUUUAUAUGCAAUAAUAUGGAGAAUUAUAUAAAGAUUUUAUCAUAGCUUAAUCACUUGGUAAUUAGGAUACUAAAUAAAAUUAUUUUGUAUGGGAUUCUAAAGGAUUUGGUAUAACAUAAUACCAUGAUGUAGUUGUAAGAAUAUUAGAAUUAUAAUAAGAUAAUGUUCUGUUUUAAUGAAUUGAUUGAGUUCCAAUAAAUGGUAUAGAAUGUACAUAUUCUCUAAAAGAUGUUCAGAACAGAAGAAUUAGGAUACUAUUUUAUAUUGAAACCAUCCUGA
This is a messenger RNA of Paramecium pentaurelia, 2848 nucleotides long. The record is from the annotation of a GenBank genome assembly. NCBI's taxonomy places the organism in Eukaryota, Ciliophora, Oligohymenophorea, Peniculida, Parameciidae.